This is a messenger RNA of Photinus pyralis (common eastern firefly), 1122 nucleotides long. RefSeq names its product leucine-rich repeat-containing protein let-4-like. The transcript has a single exon. Gene Ontology annotation, cellular component: extracellular matrix. The coding region runs from base 16 to 1035 and encodes 339 amino acids. The record is from RefSeq and is a predicted model, not a curated record. Lineage: Eukaryota; Metazoa; Arthropoda; Insecta; Coleoptera; Lampyridae. Gene Ontology annotation, molecular function: protein binding.
CAAAUUGCGCCAAUCAUGUUAAAAUUAUUGCUGGUUACGUUACUAAGUGCAGCGCUGGUGCAGUGCUGUGAGAAGCAAUCUUUUCAGAAUGUAAAAAUCAAGGCUUCGAAGUACUUUAGCUCCAAAAACGAAUCAAAUGACAUACAAUUGGAAACGUUGACAGGGUGCAUCGAGCCAAAUGAAGAACUCAAAAACGCCUUGUCGAUUACCAUAGAAAAUCAACAAGUUCCCGUUCUAUACAGUGGAUCAGUGCAAGAUAUGCCAUGGUUACACGAGUUGAUUUUAAAUGCGAACAAUAUUGAGAAAAUCGAGCCAGGGGCGUUUCUCAAUCUGAAAACAAUGGCAACGAUUAGUUUGGAAAGAAACAAAAUCACCACGAUACCAGAGGGAGUCUUCAACGGAAUGGAAAUAAAACGCUUGCUUUUGAGCGACAAUCUCAUAUCGAAAAUUGAUCCGGGCGCCUUCGACAACAUGCCCGAGCUCAACAGAAUCGACCUCGACAAUAACAAACUGCAGGUAUGGAAUGCGGAUUGGUUCAAAAACACCCCUAAUAUAAUCCUACUAUCGGUACGAAACAAUCAAAUUAAAGAACUGCCCGCCGACGCCUUCAAAAAUAUCAAGGGAAGCGACAAACCGUUCAAAACAAAAACGACAAUCUUCUUGGGCGGCAACGAAAUUGAAGCCAUCGACAAGAACGCGUUCAGAGGUAUAAAAGAUUUGCAGAUGCUGGAUUUGGAUAAGAACCAUAUAGCGACCAUUGACGCCAAUGUGUUUUCUGGGAUGAAAACCAUCAAGACGCUACUGUUAGCCGGAAACAAGAUCAAGUGUCUAUCCGAUUCCAUCUUGGAUUCGCUUCCAGUCACCGAAAUGACCAACCUCGAAAACAACCCAUUGGACUGCGUUUGCUUGAAGAGUAUGCAAAAUUGGUCCAAGAAGCACAACGGCAAUUUAAAAACGUACAUUAGAAAGAUUGAGUGUAUGCAGGAGAGGAUUAAAAAUGUAUUGGAUUCUGUAAAACAGCCCAAAUUCGAAUAAUUUAGGUAGGUGCACUUCGAUUUAAAAAUGCAAUGUAGCUGAAUCUGUAAAAGAUAAAAAAAUAAAAAUUGCGUUUAUUUUAUUCAA